Caenorhabditis bovis is the source of this 1131-nucleotide messenger RNA. The record is from the annotation of a GenBank genome assembly. Lineage: Eukaryota; Metazoa; Nematoda; Chromadorea; Rhabditida; Rhabditidae.
AUGACGAGUUUUCGUUGGCUGAAGCCGAUCGUCUCGUUGCAGGAAACAAUUUUGUCAACGAAGGGAAAGGCGUACUCGACGAGAGAUCGCACCGAAUCGCGGCCGCCCAGUGAGCACGAUGAUAACAACAACAAAGCCGACGCGAAGUUGCCGCUGAUCACGCCGAAAAUGAAGCGGCAUCACGACACCGACACGCUUCCGCUUCUCAACAUCGACGAGGUGUUCCGAAAGCGUUGGCACGUCGAGGGCCUCAUCGGCAAAGGCGGCUACGGCGAAAUCUAUAUGGCCAUCGAUAUGCAGCGCACCGAAGAGGUGGCGAUCAAAGCCGAGCCGAAAACGCGGCGCGGCAAAAUCGCGAAGCGCAUGAUUCUCGAGCAGAAGGUGCUCGUUCGACUUCAGGGCAAACCGCACGUGCCGAUGGUGUUCGCGUCGGGACACACCGAGAGAAUGAAUUUUAUUGUCAUGCAGCUGCUAAGCAUCAAUAUUGGCGAGAUUCGCAAAGCGAGCCCGGUGAAGCGUCUGAGCAAGAGCACGACGGGACGCAUUCUGGUGCAGGCGAUCGCCGCGCUUCGCGAUCUCCACGAGGCCGGCUAUAUUCAUCGCGACGUGAAGCCGGCGAACAUGUGCUUCGGAAUUUCGAACAAGAAUCGCCACGUUUUGAUGCUUCUCGAUUUCGGGCUCAUUCGGCGAUUCAAGACGAAAACCGGCGAGUUUCGGUCGCCGCGUCCGCGCGCCGGCUUUCGCGGCACCCAUCGCUACGUGUCGACGCGAGUUCACGCGCGCCUCGAGCAAUACCCGUGCGAUGAUCUCGUCUCGUUGCUCUACUCGGGCUAUGAGCUUCUCAUCGGCGAGCUUCCGUGGAAAUCGUUGGAGAAGAAUGAGGAGAUUCGACGCCUCAAAGAGGGAAUGCAAUCGCCGGAUUCCGACUUCAUGUCGCAGAGUCCGCUAAGCGAUCUCGCCAAAAUCAUAUUUGGACUUGAGGCCAUGUCGGAGCCGCCGUACGUGAAUCUUCAGAAUCAAUGCAAACCCUUAUAUGGGGGCAAGAGGCUCAGCGAUCCCUAUGAUUGGGAGGAGGAUUACAAAGAAGCUCUUGAUGAGAACGGAUCGGAACAGGAUCGCUCAUUCAAUUAA